AUGGCUGAAAGAGGUCAGAUGAAGCGGAACUCUGAGGGAAACGCCAAUUGGGAUGGAAAUAAUUCAGCUAAGGUAUGCAAAAUUGGUGGUGUGGAUAGAGAGCGGUGUGGAGAGGCGAGGUGGGAGGGAGGCAGUGUGACUGCGAUAACGACAGGGGCGGGGAGAGACGUCGCAAUAGUAGAACACAAGUGGGGUCACUUGAUGCAUUGUGGCUCGGCGUCGAAGAUGGCGCUGUCCACUUGCGAGACAACAACAAAGUCUGUAUGGCGAAAGCUAAAACAGGCUGUUGCCACACGCCAGUCACAUAAUCUGCCUUCUCAACAAGUCACCACAAGAAGU
Messenger RNA from Protopolystoma xenopodis, 339 nucleotides. The record is from the annotation of a GenBank genome assembly. NCBI's taxonomy places the organism in Eukaryota, Metazoa, Platyhelminthes, Monogenea, Polystomatidea, Polystomatidae.